GCCUUCCCAGCGGCCCCCGCGCCGCUGGCGUCACCGGCGCCCUUCAGCGGCGUCCAAGGAUGGCGUCUGCUACCAGCUUCAUCCGGAUGCUGCGGAACUGGGCGUCAGGGCAUAACUUACAGGCGAAGCUGCAGCUACGGUACCAGGAGAUCGCCAAGCGGACUCAGCCUCCUCCCAAGCUCCCUGUGGGCCCCAGCCACAAGCUCUUCAAUAAUCACUACUGUACUCGUGACGGCCGCCGGGAGUCCACGCCACCCUCUGUCGUCAUGUCCACACAGAAGGCAUUGGUGGCAGGCAAGUCCUCUGAGAGCUCCAUAAAGGGGCCAGUGACACCAGCUCCGCCUAUGAAGAAGUGGGAACUGUCCUUAGACCAGCCAUACCUGUGACUCUGGGUCUCUGCACCAACGCUUCCGCCUCCCUCCUGGCUGCUGCCUUCCAGGAAUUCCGACAUUUAACUUACAACAAAUACAUCGAGCUUCAGGAUCGA
Sorex araneus (European shrew) is the source of this 487-nucleotide messenger RNA. RefSeq names its product NADH:ubiquinone oxidoreductase subunit A7 (gene NDUFA7). Gene Ontology annotation, cellular component: mitochondrial inner membrane. The transcript is spliced from 4 exons. Gene Ontology annotation, biological process: mitochondrial electron transport, NADH to ubiquinone; ATP synthesis coupled electron transport. NCBI's taxonomy places the organism in Eukaryota, Metazoa, Chordata, Mammalia, Eulipotyphla, Soricidae. The coding region runs from base 60 to 386 and encodes 108 amino acids. The record is from RefSeq and is a predicted model, not a curated record.